AUGGCGGCCGCGCGGCCGACCAUCGACCUCGACGAGAGCAUCGCGGCUCUCGCGGCGCGCGCCCACGUCUCUGCGCCCAACAAGAAGCUGUUGCAGCAGAAGCUGCUGCAGCAGGGCGUGGGCAACGUGGCGGAGCUGCUGACUGCGAUCCAGGGCGGCACGAGCGCGACGGCUCUCGGCUUCUCGCCCGCCGCGCUCGCGCUCUGCGAGCGCGUGCUGCCCGACGAGACGCUGCGCAGCGCAGAGGCCGCAGCAGCUGCUCUCGCAGCUGCCUUUGCCGCGCUCUCCGUCGCCGGCCCGCCUGGGCCUGCGGCUGGCGCGCAGGCGGGCGGCGCGGCCGCCGCUGGCGGGCGCGGCCUCGGCGCCACGCGCGGCGGCGAGGCUUACACCUCCGACGAGGAGGAGGCAGCAGCUGCUGCUGCUUCCCUCUCGGAGGAGCAGUUUGGACCCCGCCUCCCCACCGCCAGCGCUGAUACGAGCGCGGCGGUGGUGGACGGCGAGGAGGGGCGGCGGCUGGCGGCAGAGGCCGCAGCGGCGACCGCACCCUGCGCGCGGAGCGCGGCGCCUGCGGUGGCGCAGGCCGCAGAGGCGGGUUUGACCUCGUGGUCAGACCCAAUGGAGGAGGAAGUUCUCCCCGGCGGCGCGGCGCCGGCCGAGGGGGAGGAGGGCGGCCGCUCUCGCUCGCCGAAUGGACCUGGACGUGCCCCAUAUUGGGGGCCCGCCGGCAUUACCCCGCCCGAGACGCCGGUCUCGGACGCUGCCGGCGCGCCCCACCCUUUCAUUCUGUUAGAUGAGGCCACGGGUUCUAAGGCGGGUGAGGCGGCUGCUGAGGCGUUGGCGGAGGCGGCGGUCGACGCCGUCUACGGGGCGCUCGUAGCGGCGACGCUCGAGGAGUGGGCGGGCGCGCGCACGGACAACCCCGUCUCCGCGGAGGACGCUCGAGGCCCAGGCCUCGAGUGUCAGGAUUGCGGCAAGUGGUACGCGACCGUGGGCAGCAAGUGCGGGCUCUACCAGCACCUCGUCAAGUGCGACCCAAAGUACCGCGGCGAGACAGGCGACCAGCGGUGGCAGGGCGGGAGGGAGGGGUUCAUGCGGCAUCUUCAGCAGCAGGCCGAG
Emiliania huxleyi CCMP1516 is the source of this 1116-nucleotide messenger RNA. RefSeq lists its product as hypothetical. NCBI's taxonomy places the organism in Eukaryota, Haptophyta, Isochrysidales, Noelaerhabdaceae. The transcript has a single exon. The record is from RefSeq and is a predicted model, not a curated record. The annotation marks the transcript as partial.